AUGGCUUCGGGCCCCGGGAAAGCUAUCCAGACUCCCGGGCCGGGCUCUGCCGUGAAUGGGAAUGCGGCAGAGUUCCAGGACGCCGAGCAGGAUCCGUGCGACUUCCAGAUGCACAACAAGAUGUGCAAGAAAAUCGCUCAGCUCACCAAGGUGAUUUAUUCCCUCAACAUGAAGAAUGAGGAACAGGAGGCGGCCCUGCAGGCCUUGAACCACGCCCAUGACAAGGAGCUGCACCGCAUCCUGAUGGAGACCUGUCAAGAAGGGGAGGGCUCGGUGCUGAGGACGCGACUCCUCCAGCUGCAGGAGUCAUUGGAUGAGCAGCAGAGGGUCGGAGCGCAAGUACAAGCCGACUUUGAGUUCUUCCGCAUGCAGUCGGAGGAGAGGGAGCGUGAAACUGAAGCUGAACUAAGGCGAGAUUUUGAGGAGAGGCUCCAGGCUGCAGAGGAGGAUCUCCAAGAGGCCAGAUCCCAGAUCAGCACGGCUCAGCAGGAAAACCUGCGAUUGAGCAAAGAACUGGAAGAGGCCGAGGAGAUGGUCAAAGAUCUGAGUGACAAACGUGAGCUGAGGCAAAGAGUUAGUGGGGACGAGAAGAAUGAGACAGAGGAGAAGGUUGAAGACGAGGGAGAAGAGGCAGAGCAGGAAUCGGAGAGAGUAAAAUUACUUUUGGAGGAGGUGAAUAUAAUGAAGGAAGAAAGAGAUCAAAGCGAGGAGGAGAGACGGCAAGAAAGGGAGCAAUGGGAGCAAAAGACGAAACUACUUGAAGAGGAGAAAGAAGAAAUGAGGAAGAAGAUAGAGGAGCAGCGCAGGUGGGAGGAAAAAGAGGAAGAAGAGAAGAAAGGAAUGCACAGUGCUUUAAGAGAGCGAGUGAAGAGAGCUGAAGCCGAGGUGGAGAGCCAUCUGGAAAGGCAGGCGGAGAGCAAACGGAACACAGUCAAACUUCAGGAGCGCAUACAGAACCUGGAGGAAGAGUUGGAGCUGGAUCGAAAACGAGUGUCCGAGGCUGAAGGCACGGUCAAACGGGCAGAGGAGGAGCUUGCUGUGGCCAAAGAGAGGCUACUCCUGCAAGAAGAUGAACUGCAGAGUCGAGCAGAGGAGUUGCUGAACGUAGGCUGCAAAGUGUGUGCGUGUGCUGAUGUGGAGGAUCUGAAGAGCCAGCUGAGUCGCCUACAGAGCAGGAACAGAGAGUUGGAGCUCCAGACUAGCGGCAGGAACAACGACCAUGCACGGCAGAUCCGCCAGCACGCGGAGGCCCUCUCCAGCCUUCGUUCCGAGAUGGUGAGAGCUCAGACAGAAGAGCUGCGUCGCAUUCAAAAACAUGCAGAUGAAGAGCGAGAUAAACUGCAGAGGGAGAUGGAGAAGGAGCGAGAGAAUGUACAGAGGGAAAGAGAGCAAGAAAAGAGCCAUUUGGAGAAGGAGAGAAACCGGAUGCGACGAGAGCGAGACGAGGAGAAGGAGGUGCUGCGAAAGGAGACAGAGGGAAUCAGAGAGCAUGCAAACAGGGAAAAGGAUGAAGAGGUGGAGCGUCUCCGCAAAGAGCUGGAGGUCGAGAGGGUCCGUGUCCGUGCCCAGUUAGACAAGCGCUUCGAGCAGGUGGAAGCCCAGAGAGCGGGCCUGCAGCAGAAGCUGGAGGAGGAGAAGAAAAGGCUGGUGGAGAAGGCCGAGGAGGACAGGAGGCGGCUGAAGGAGCAGGUGCGGAAGGCAAUUGAGGAGGUGAUGAGGAGACAUGCAGCUGAAUUACACUGCGUCCAAGAAGCUCUGAGCUCAGAGAAGAAGACCAACCAAGAGGUAUGUGCUCAUCUAGAAGAGGAGAGGCGAAGAAAUGGCGAACUUCUUGAUAAAUUCGAUAGGGAAAGACAAGAACUAGAGCUAAAACUCAAAGAUGCUGACAAUGAGAUCUUUCGUCUGAAGACGUCCGUACAUCAUGAAGAAGAGAAAGAAAAAGCAGCAUCAGAAACAUCACCCCCAUGCGGACCACACUGCUCCCGCCUGCAAGAGGAACUGCAGCUGACCCAAAGCCGUCUGACUCGGAUGCAGGACGAGGCGGAAAAGCAGCGGGAAAGACAACAGCGAGACAUCGCUUCCCUCAAGGCAGACAAACACCGGUUAGAGGAGAAGGUUCUGGAACAGAGUCGGCUGAACGCGGAAAGGAACCUUUUGGAUCAGAGCCAACGCAACACUGAGGAACGCAUCAGAGCUGAGUGUGAAGAUCGCCUCAGGGCAGAAUUCCGGAUCGAGAUGAACGCUGCAGUCGCCGAGAGCGAGCAAAGGUGGCAGAACCAGGAGCAGGAGUUUCAUACCCAGAUUUCGGAGCUUCAGAGUCAGCUAGAUGAGCUGCAGGCCGAGACAAAGAAGGGGGCAUCAGAAGAUGAAUCCCACGGCAACCUUGAGAUUAACAAACUGAGAAAGGAGGUGCAGGAGACCAAGGAGAUUAACAUGAAGCUGAGGGAGCUGCUGGAGGAACCACAAAGCCAGAGUUUAGCCGAGGAAAGACAUGGCCACGCUGUGCAGCUGCAAGCCUUGGAAAGACAAGCCAAAGAAGAUGUGCUGUCAGAGAGGAAUCGUCUACAGACCAUGCAUCACCUGGAGUUAGACAAGCAGCGUGCAGAGUUGACCCAGCAGCACACAGAGUGGAGUAGACAGAUGACCCAGAGACACAUGCAGCAGAUUGAAGACCUUCAGGCCCAAUUGCAAGCGCACACACAGAUGAUGGCACUGCAGCAGGACCUGAAGCAGCAGAACCAGAACCAGGUGUUUGAGCGGCAGCUGGAUGAGAGUCGCUGUGCCAUGCUGGAGUUGCAGAGAGAAAAUGCCACACUUAAGAAGCAAUUACAGGAAAAGGGUAUUUCCAGCCAUCUCUCUCCUCACAGGUCCAUCCAGGUGAACCCCAAAACAGAAGCGAGAGAUGGCGACGAGAGCGCAAAUUUGCAAAAGAGUAGAGAUGCGCAUCUGGAGGAUGAAGCACAACGUUUAAAGGAGGAAGUGGAGAAACUGAGAGUAGAGAUGGAAAAGCUGGAAGAGUCACAGAAAAUUUGGGAGGAGAGGAAGGAAGAUGACGACAAGGAAGAAGGGCAGCAGCAGGAAAAGAAGCCAGAGAAGGGAGAAGUGGAGGAGAGUAGGAAAAAAGAAUUGGAGGAAAUCAGGAAGGAACACAAGAAGGAGAUUCAGAAUUUGGUGUCUGACUACAGCAGUGCUCAGAUGCAGUUGCAGGCUCGCAUUGUAGCCCUUGAGAACGAGAUAGCUGUAUUCGGCCAUGGUUGCUCCAGGUUGCGUGAACGGGAGGAGCGAUGCAGGAGAAGAGAACCACGAUGUGACGACCUCCAGCUGGGCAAACUUCAGGAAAGACUAACAGAACGAGACCAGCUCAUUAAACGGCUAGUGGAAGAACGGCAUCAGCUGCAGCUACACCCCCCUGUUGUCAGGGACAACAGCGGCCUCCGGCUCCGCGAAAACAAACCCCGCCCCGGGAGCACCACGCCAACCAUGAGGAAGAAGCAUUUGGAAUCGUCUCCUCGUGGAAGCACCAUCUCCUGCUCCGGUGCUUACGACCGCCUCCCUGCCUUCUCAUCCUCGUCUUCCUCGUCCUUUUCUUCUACUUUGCCUCACCAGUCCACCUCUCACCCUCACACGUCUCCCCACUACUCCACUUCGUCUCUUCCGCACAAGCACACCUCCCUGUCCCUCAGCCAAAAUUCCCCCCCACCCCUGCCUCGUUCCCCCAGAUCCCGGACCUCCUGCAUCCCCCCUACGCCGGCGCCCACCGCCCCGUUGCCUGUCUGUCCCUCGGCGCAGACAGGCAUCCGCUACGUGUCGCCGUCAUGCCAGGAGCCAUACGCGUACCUACAGGCGCAAUCAAUCAGGGGGUCUUAUAUGGAGCACAGAGGCACUGAGGGCCAAAAUCAAGAAUGGUUCACCAAAUACUUCUCCUUCUGA
Nerophis lumbriciformis (worm pipefish) is the source of this 3930-nucleotide messenger RNA. The record is from RefSeq and is a predicted model, not a curated record. NCBI's taxonomy places the organism in Eukaryota, Metazoa, Chordata, Actinopteri, Syngnathiformes, Syngnathidae.